Messenger RNA from Drosophila ananassae, 2991 nucleotides. RefSeq lists its product as uncharacterized. Lineage: Eukaryota; Metazoa; Arthropoda; Insecta; Diptera; Drosophilidae. The coding region runs from base 802 to 2100 and encodes 432 amino acids. The transcript is spliced from 8 exons. The record is from RefSeq and is a predicted model, not a curated record.
GGACUCGUAGCGAGGCGAGCACGGAGCCUUCCGCUGCAGUUUACAUUGCGUUGCCCUUGCGUAAGGACAUCAUCCUUUUUUGCUCCUCAUUUUGUCGUGCGAAAAAGAUAAAAGCAUCGGCCACCAGAAACAGAUAAAAACACAAAAAUAAAAAAAACACAAAUAAAUUCAACGGAAACAGAAACGGCGGAUUGAACUCCUGCGCUUGUGACAGUGAUCCUUGUGUUUUUGACAUCGCACUUGCCGAAAUAUCAGAGCGCAAAGGGCGAUCCGGAAAAGGAUCUCUUCCUUAACUGGUUUCCCGGGUGCGUGUAUGUGUUUGUGUGUUACUGUGCGAGGCUGUUGCUUCAGGUGUGAUUGUGUGUGUUUGUGCAGUCACGUGUUCUAAGGUGAUUUUAACGAGUUCCGCGAUUCGCGACAGGAGAUAAGCAGCAGCAGUAGCUGCGGAAGGACGAGAGAAAAGCGUAGAAGCAGCUUAGCAAAAAGCAAAAAUAUAAGGAACAGAGCUCGGCUAAGGGAAGCCAAGCAACGAAAAUCCCCUUUUGGCAGGACGCACUCGAUGUUCGGUCCAUGCGUCUUCAAGGAUUCCCAGAUGAAUCAUCUGAAAAUUGCAUGAAAUAAAAUUGUUUGCCAAAUUGUGCAGGAUACUAACAAAAAUAUAGCAAAGAAACAUCUAAGAACGCAAAUUCGUUUGUGAAAUAUGACUGCCGACGUACACUUAAAGAAAUAGAUUAAAAACAGGAAAACAACGAGCCAUUUAUCGCAUAACAUUAAAGAAAAGCUACGUUACAAAUUUUCAUCAUGCGGUUUCCACGAAUUGUCUGCCAAACGGCUUUGGCCACAAUUCUUCUGGCAAUAAACUUUGAGCUGAUCGCCGCAUUAAGAGAUGUCCGAGUGCGAGUUCCUCAUGCGGUGAGGCGGAACGAGAAGGCGAUUCUGAAAUGCUUCUACGACAUCGAAGACGACAGCUUGUACUCCGUGAAAUGGUACAAGGGACGUCGGGAGUUCUACCGAUAUACACCGAAGGAGACUCCGCCAAUGAAAGUCUUUCACUUUCCAGGUGUCAAAGUGAAGCGAAUGUCCUCGAACGAGAGCCAAGUGGUACUCGAUGCAGUUACAAUGGCUACAUCCGGUAAAUACAGUUGCGAAGUAUCUGCGGAUGCGCCCUCAUUUCAUACAUUAAUAGCGGCCGCCGAAUUGGAAGUUAUUGAAACGCCGCACAAUCCGCCAUUCAUAACGGGAAUACGGGCUCGAUAUCGGGUCGGCGACAUAUUGCGAGGUAAUUGCACAUCGCGCCACUCGCGACCGGCGGCCAAUCUCACAUGGACAGUGAAUAAUGAAGAGGUCAAUCCUUCCCACGUGCGUCACCACAAAGUUGUCAGAGAAUCUCGCAAUGACCUGGAAUCCUCGAUUGUGGGUAUUCAUUUUGUUGUAACCGAUCAGCACUUUGAUAAUGGAAAGCUAAAGCUUCGUUGCAGUGCCCAGCUGCAUGACAUUUAUUGGAAGACCACCGAAAAGACCGUUCUCGAGGUGGAUCCGUUCACGAAAUACGGAAAUGGGGCCAAUGGAAACAGGGUUAGCCCCGACGAGUUUUAUGACCAGUACACGCUUCACGAGGAAGACCAGUUCCACAGCAAGAAGAAUGGCUUCCUGACGCACCUGCAGGACUUGUUUUAUUUUGUAUUCCCAGGCGAAGAAGAUGAUGGAAUAGACAACGGUGUAGAGGAUGGGGGCGCAGCAUGGCGAGGAGCCGGGUCGUCCAGCUCCCGCCUAAGUCAGUCCUGGGCGGCAGGCGGAGGCGGACUGUUUCUGGCGGCGCUCAGUUGGACGCUCGGCAGGCAAUUAGUGUCAUCGCCGUUGGAGGCGGCGUCAAAGACCGAGAGUGUGUGCAACACCUGCAAAACCCAAAACUCGCGCAGCCAGAGCACCCAGGGCCGCCCGGGCAGGAGGCAUUGCCAGAUCCGACGGACACAAGGUAUGCGGGUCAUUGCAACAAAGCACAAGAGAUGCCUGCGGGCCUCCGACUGCAGCUGGCAAGGAUGCAGCACCAUCACCCUCAGCACAAACAGGAGCGGCAGAAGCACCCGGCAAUUAACAUGAUUCCAUUGUCACGCAACUCUAGUGCCACACUUCAGGGAUGGGGAGGACGUGAGGUUCAAACCAAAAACCGAAGCGGAGAUGGAGGUGGACGUGGAGGUGGUCGAGGGAGUCCAGCUAAAUAAGGAAGAAAAGGAUAUGGGAACUAUUUCAGCCCAAGGCCAAGACCCAGAAGCUACAGCAAAAUGUAUCUAAAAUAUUUAUACACCUACACUACCACAAAGACACUCGUUUCAGAUAGCUCAAAGUAACUUCAGAUGCAUUUAGGUAAAAAUACAAAAUAAAAUUACCAGAAACACGCUGCAGCGAUACUUAUAUGUUCACUUUUUCGGGGCGGAGGAGAUAAGGGUUCGAAAUGGUUUCCGGCUCAUACAAACUUCAGGAAAAGCUUUAGAUUUAAUUAAUUAGAUUUAAUUAAAUUAUGAAUUAAAGAUGGACUCCAUAAAACUUUUUGCAUUCAAUGAUUUGAAACCAUUUGGAAGCCGCUCCCCACUUAGUUUUCGUGUCAUUAGAUGAGUCGAAAAGCCAGAAAAAGAAAACAUGUUGUGCUAAGCUUUUAAUUCUUAGUUCUCUAUACAUUUAUAUAUAUUUAUAUAUAUCAAAGUCAAGAUUAUUUAUAAAUCAUAUAAAUGAUGUUUAUGUAUAUGUAUAUGUACUAUAUAAAGUUAUACUUAAUAUGCCUAAAUGUAUUUGCCCCAAAACCAAAAAGCAAACGAACGGCAAAGUUAAGCAAUUAGAUCCUAAGUUUAAAUAUUGCCUACACAUGUAAAAGAAUAUAUGUAUUGUACUUGUAUAUAAUAUAUAAUUGGAACACGAUAGACAGAUGGAUAAAAGAUAUGUAUAUUAUAAGUAUUUACGGUAGAUAAUCAAAAUAAAAAUCAGAAGAGAACUAAA